UAAAAAAAAAAACCGACGAUUGUUUUGUUAUUGUAAUUUGCGUGCCGGUAAUCGUGUUAUCAGGUAAAAACGAACUAAAAUAUUUAACUGUGCAUUGCUUUAUCGUACAUUUAGUAUAAAAAUAACGUGAUUGAGUUGUGCAAAGUAAAAGGCUUAUUUUUUGUAAUGUACCUAGUUCAAAUUAAGUGAGAACAUUCUAUUUAGUUUUUUAUACAUAACCUUUCAUUUAAAAAAUGAAUAGGCAGGCCUAAAGAAAACAUUGUACUACAGGACAAUAAAGUCGUGUUUUGUAAAUACUGUGACGACUGUUGAUGCAGGUGUCUAGAUUAAAAUGUUUACCGAACUUAAAGAAUGAGUCAUCAAUUUGAUUGAAGCAUAAAAUUUAUAACAGAGCAAUCCUGUGGAUUUUUAUGAUUCGAAACAUCAAGGUUUUAUCAUUAAAACUACAUUUUCUGAUCUUCGUGUUUUGGAAAUUAAAUUUUUUUAACUAUUCUUUGUGUUGUUUUUUGAGAAAUCGGAUCAUAAUUUUACAGUGCUAUAGCAGAGAAAUAGCUAAUUGAAAAUAAAGAAUCUCAGCUCCCCAAUUGUGUGUUUCUUAAUGUUUAUACAACAAUAUAACAUUGGCAGUUAAAACAUACAUUUUAUUAGGAAUGUUCAUGGCAAAAGGAACUGAGGUCAACACUAGAGAUGAGAUGGGGAAUACACCUCUUCAUUAUGCUUGUUUUCAUAAUAAUAUCAAAGAAGCAGAGUACCUUAUAAACGAAGGAGCCAAUGUGUUUCUUAGAAACAGCAGAGGUAAUACACCCUUGCACAGUGCAGUAAAAACAGGAUCUGUUGCAAUGGUCGAAUUGUUGCUUAUCAAAUAUUCUGAUAUAAUUGUGCAGAUAAUAGGUAACCUGAGAAACAAGAGGGGUAAAACACCGUUGCAUUACGCAGCGUUACAUAGUUGCAAUAUAAUUGUGGAUUUGUUGCUGAGCAAACAGUUGGAUUUGAAUAUACAGGAUAUGUACGGUAAUCCUCCAUUGCAUUUAUGUUGUUUAAAUAACAACAUUGAUUCAUUUAUACGUCUUAUCAGUGCAGGAGCCAAUAUCAAUCUCAGGGACAACAGAGGUAAUUCAUUGCUGCACAUUGCAGUGAAACAAAAUUGUGUCAAAAUUGUUGAAGUGUUGCUGAAGAAACCGGUUGAUUUAAAUAUGCAGAAUUUUGAUGGAAAUACUCCCCUCCACGUUUGUUGUUUUAAUAACAAUAAUGUAAUGGCUGAGCUCCUUAUAAAGGCAGGUAGCAAUAUAGAUCUUGUAGACAAUGUGGGUAACACACCUUUGCACACUGCAGUGGAACGCAGUAGUUUUGAACUGAAUCUGGAAAAAGAGGUGAAUGUGAACGUGCAGAAUAUAAAUGGUGAUACUCCAUUGCACUUAUGUUGUUUACGUAACAACAUUGAUUUAUUUGAACGCCUCAUCUGUGCAGGAGCCAAUAUCAAUCUCAGAGACAACAGUGGUAAUUCAUUGCUGCACAUUGCAGUGAAACAUAAGUAUUUCAAAAUUGUUGAAGUUUUGCUAAAGAAACAAGUUGAUGUAAACAUGCAGAAUUUUGAUGGAAGUACUCCCCUGCAUCUUUGUUGUGUUUAUAACAAAGCUGUAAUGGUUGAGUUCCCUAAAAAGGUAUAUACCAAUAUAGAUCUUGCAGACAACAUGGGUAACACACCUCUGUAUACUACAGAGAAACACGGUCUUAUUAAAAUGGUUGAAUGCUUUAUAAAUUCUGGAGCUAUAAUAGAUAUUAGAGAUAAGGAAAGGAACACACCACUGCAUAUGGCAGUGAAAUGGAAUUAUGUUGAAAUUGUUAGGUUGUUGCUGAGGAAACAUGCGGAUGUGAAUGCAAAGGAUGUCAAUGGCAACACUCCACUUCAUAUCGCUCUUAGAGUUUUUUUUUCCAAGUUUUAAAAUGAUCAAAUUGCUGCUAGAGGAAGGUGCUGAUGUUAAUAUUAAAAAUGUAGAUGGGUAUGUACCAUUGGCAGUCGCAAUUAAAUGUUCAUUUGAGUAUGAUACUAAUCAGCACAUUUACCACCUGUUACUUGA
Messenger RNA from Homalodisca vitripennis (glassy-winged sharpshooter), 2078 nucleotides. Its product is annotated as serine/threonine-protein phosphatase 6 regulatory ankyrin repeat subunit C-like. The record is from RefSeq and is a predicted model, not a curated record. Gene Ontology annotation, molecular function: protein binding. The transcript is spliced from 2 exons. The coding region runs from base 651 to 1943 and encodes 430 amino acids. Lineage: Eukaryota; Metazoa; Arthropoda; Insecta; Hemiptera; Cicadellidae.